AUGGCACCGCUAGAACUAUUGGUUAUUGAUGAGGCCGCACAGCUCAAAGAAUGUGAAUUCACGAUUCCCUUGCAGCUCUUUGGUCUUCGUCAUGCUAUACUCAUUGGAGAUGAACGACAACUGCCUGCAAUGGUCCAGAGCGAGAUUUGCAAGAAGGCUGACUUUGGAAGAAGCUUAUUUGAGAGGCUGGUGUUAUUAGGACAUAAGAAGCAUCUUCUUGAAGUCCAAUACAGAAUGGAUCCAUCAAUAAGCUUAUAUCUUAAUAGGGAAUUCUACGACAAAAAGAUUUUGGAUGGCCUGAAUGUCAAAGAGAUAACGUGUGAGAAACGCUUCCUUCAAGGAAAGAUGUUUGGCUCCUACUCUUUUAUAAAUGUAGCCUAUGGCAAAGAGGACUUUGAUGACAGGCAUAGUAGGAAAAACAUGGUGGAGGUUGCUGUGAUCGUUGAGAUUGUUGCAACCCUCUUUAAAAAAUCGGUGGCUUCAAAACAGAAGGUAAGGGUUGGUUGCAUAUCAGCAUAUAAGGCUAAAGUAUUUGCACUUCAACAUAAACUUGAAAAGACAUACAGUACAGAUGCAAACAGUAACUUCUCUGUCAGUGUUCGAUCUGUUGAUGGAUUUCAAGGCGGUGAGGAGGAUGUGAUAAUUAUCUCCACCGUGAGAUGUAAUGGGUGUGGAUCAGUGGGCUUCCUUUCCAAUCGUCAAAGAACUAAUGUGGCUCUGACUAAGGUAUUGCUUUUGUAUUAA
This is a messenger RNA of Camellia sinensis, 744 nucleotides long. NCBI's taxonomy places the organism in Eukaryota, Viridiplantae, Streptophyta, Magnoliopsida, Ericales, Theaceae. The record is from RefSeq and is a predicted model, not a curated record.